UAUCAUUUCUCUCUGUGGGCCUCUUCUCUUUCUUUUUAAGCCCUGUGUGGUACUGCUUACAGGAAAGACUAGGGAGUUGCUCGCGUUUUGACAUUUUAGAGCUCGUUUCCUCUCAAACUUUUGCGUGCCUGUGUAGAAAUUUACAAGGGUAAUAUUACCGCUGGAUCGUAAUUGGAGCCGUAAACAAAAAGCUGCAAAUCUGUGUAAAACUGUGAGGAAAGAGUAACGUAAUGGUAACUCACCGUUGGGCAUCAAGAUCGUUGAAAUGCCAGUUGCAGAAGCAGACAUGAAAAGAGCUGUAUCGGGCUCCCAAGGUGACAUACUGGCUUGGUGAUUUGUACUGCUGUGCAGUUCUGUGUGGACGCAAUGGUUAGUUGCGGCUUCGCAUAAGGGAAGUCCUGUCUCUGCUGCCUGUAGGAUAACUACAUGGCUACAGAAUUUUGAGAGUGGAACUUGUCACACGUGUUUUUGGACUAAGCCGAAGAAUGAAAUUUAACCAUCUUUCUUCACUGAAGAUUUAUUGCAGAAUAAAUAUCUUCUAACAUCCAAUAAUCCAAUUUGUACAAAGUUCUUUGGAACAGCAGAGCUGUAUCUUUUAAUUCUAGUUCACGUGACUGGACUUUGUACCUAUUUGCUGAUAAUAAGCAUGCAGCCAUCUCGUCUGAAAACUAGAGGCAGAAACUGAAACAAUUCCGUGCUGCAAGAAACUGUAGAGAAGGAACUUGGUCUUCAGUGAGCAGCUACACUUGUUUAUUUUAAAUGUCUCUUGUGCAAAUUAAGAGGAAGGAGAAGCUAUUCAUUUAUGUCUUGUGCCUCCUUACACCAGCAACACCGAAGAAGAUGAGACUCAUUUUAUUUCUAAUAAUUUGCCAGUGUGCCAUAAACAGUGUCAGUACCCACCAUGUUUCAAAUCCCAAUGUCAUUUUACUGAUGGCUGAUGAUCUUGGUAUUGGAGACCUGGGAUGUUAUGGGAACAGAACCUUAAGAACUCCUAAUAUUGACAGGUUAGCAGAGGAAGGAGUGACCCUUACUCAGCAUGUAGCAGCAUCUCCACUUUGUACUCCAAGCAGGGCAGCUUUCCUGACAGGGCGAUAUCCUAUCAGAUCAGGAAUGGCUGCCUUCUCACGAGUUGGUGUCUUCUUAUUUUCUGCCUCUUCUGGGGGACUUCCUUCUGAAGAAAUAACUUUUUCCAAACUCCUGAAGCAGAGAGGUUAUGCAACAGCUCUAAUAGGAAAGUGGCAUCUUGGGAUGAACUGUGAAAGCAGUAAUGACUUCUGUCACCACCCCCUCAGUCAUGGAUUUGAUUACUUUUAUGGGCUUACCGUGACCAAUUUUAGAGACUGCAAACCUGGCCAAGGCAGCGUAUUUUUAAAAGGCGUUCAGAAAUCCCUUGUCAUCCCAAUCCAAAUCGCUGGAAUCACCCUGGUCUCUUUGGCAAUAGCGCAGUACAUUGGCCUCCUCAAAGUACCUUUCCGAGCAUUGGGUUACUGCUUGUUAAUAACCGCUAUUUCACUUGUGGUUUUGAUCUUCUUCUUUUAUCAUUUUCGACACCUGAACUGCUUCUUAAUGCGGGACCAUCAGAUUAUCCAGCAACCUCUGUCCUAUGAGAACCUUACUCAGAGACUGACAAAGGAAGCUGUGCAGUUUAUAGGAAGGUACACUGAUGCACCGUUUCUUCUUGUCCUGUCUUAUCUUCAUGUUCAUACUGCUCUAUAUGCUUCAAAGAAUUUCAGAGGAAAGAGCAAGCAUGGUUUAUAUGGGGAUGCAGUGGAGGAAAUGGACUGGAGUGUAGGGCAGGUUCUGGAUGUGCUGGAGAAAUAUAAUCUGAGCGAUAAAACUCUUGUAUACUUUACAUCUGACCAAGGGGCUCAUGUUGAAGAAAUCUCCAGUUCUGGAGAAGUCCAUGGAGGAUACAAUGGCAUAUAUAAAGGUGGAAAAUCAAUGAACUGGGAAGGAGGUAUUCGUGUGCCAGGGCUUCUCCGUUGGCCUGGAGUGAUACAGUCUGGUGCCUAUAUUGAUGAGCCAACAAGUAACAUGGAUAUAUUUCCUACCCUAGUCAAACUUGCCAAGGCACAGUUACCCUCUGACAGAAUUAUUGAUGGACAUGAUCUGAUGCCCUUACUUCAAGGAAAAGUUACACGAUCUAAGCAUGAAUUUCUCUUCCAUUACUGUAAUGCAUACUUAAAUGCAGUGCGCUGGCAUCCAGGAAACAGUGAAUCUGUCUGGAAAGUCUUCUUCUUCACUCCAAAUUUCAGUCCUGAAGACUCCAAUGGUUGCUACGAUUCUCACGUUUGCUUCUGCCAUGGAGGAUUCAUCACAUGGCAUGAUCCCCCACUGCUCUUCGAUCUUUCCAGAGACCCUGAAGAGAAAAUUCCACUGACUCCAGAAACAGAGAGCCGUUUCUACGAAAUCCUCAGGGUCAUACACCUAGCAGUGGACAACCACACCAGAUCCCUGCAUGCUGUCCCUGACCAGCUGUCAUGGGACAACCUCCUGUGGAAGCCGUGGCUCCAGCCGUGCUGCUCAUCUCUCUUUCAGUCUUGCUACUGCGACCAUGACUCAGAAGGGAGCCUGACAGAGCUGCACUCGGGAUAAACAAGCUGCAAUUCCCUUUCAGAAACUGGAAGAAGAGAGUGUGGGUAGCUGACUUGAACCACUGCGGUACUAGCCUUUGGAAGGUUUUGUUAUGUAGGAGGACCUGUCUUUCAAUACAUCAUUGCAAUAGAAGAGAAUUUCAGUUAAGAAAAAUGUUCCAAGAGGAGGGCAAGACACACCUUUUCUGUCUUUAUAAUACAAGAAUUGGUAUGAAGUACAUGUUGCCAUCCUCAUCUGCAAAUGUGUAAGCUGUAGGUAUUUUCUAGAUGAGAUCAUUUUCUAGAUCUUCAGCUUCAGCUUUUUCUUACACAGUAAGGAAUUUACCUAUAGUUUCUGUCAAUUACAACCAAUAAAUGCACACUUUCCUGUCCUUUUUGCGAAGUAUUAUCCACCAUUGGUAGGACAUAGCACCAAGUAAUUGAAAAUAGACAGAUAAUAGUGAAGAGGUUCACCUGUUACUAUAAUUUGGUAACUGAUAGAUAGGUAAAGAGCAGACCUAUAACAGCAUCUCUAUUAACAAGCAUCAUGGAUAUAAAAUAAUAAACAGAUUGCCAACAACCUAAUAUUACAUGUGCCAUAAAAAUGUAGAGAGCUAUGUAGUGGGAGACCUUGCAUCCACAUUAAAAUGGUGGUCCCUGGCUAGUGUCUUAUUGCAUGGCAUCCACCUCUGUUUCCAAAGGAAACCACUUCAAGUGCACCAGAUGUGUGCUUGAGUGUGUACCAUAAGUCUCCAUAUAUAUAUAUAUAAUGCCAGCCAAAUUCAUAACCCCCCAAAACCUCACAAAUCCUUCAAUCCCUGAUAUAGACAUACCCUUAUGGUCAUAGCCCAUUUACUAAAAUCAAAGAUUUGGUCCAUACUUGAUAUCUGAGUUCCAAAUUCACAUGAUACUAUAAAGAUAUGUUUAUCUAUCUAUCUAUCUAUGAUACCUAUUCUUCCUCUGAUGAAUGUAGUGUGCAUCACAAAUAAAUAAAAUUUGGUCUUCCUUUAAAUAUCUUUGCCAUCAUUUAAGCUCUCUGAAUAGGAUCUAUCAUUUUCUGAGAAUAAACUUGGACUUGAGCACUUAAAGCCAAAUAUAACUGUGUCUGAGUUCUUAGCAAGGCCUUGGGAAAUCUACAGUACUUCAGGGCUAAUUUCUGUAUCCAUUUUUAUCUGCAUCUUAUUCAGGCACAUUUUUUUUUCCACUCUACAGGCAGACAAAUUAUUUUCUUUGGCAGAUUGUACCAUAGGAGAACAUAUCGGCAAAACACUAAAAUGAUUUGAUGUCUGAUAAUAGAAGAUGACUUGCUCCUUAUCAGAAAACACCGGUUAAUUCCAACAUUAUAAUGUAUUAAAAUCUGUUUGGUGGUAUUAGCAUAUCACUAAUGCAAAAGUGAUCUGUGAUGUAAUGCAAUAGCUUCAGUCAGCCAACAUUAAGGUUGUGACCUGGUUCUUGGGAGCUAUUGAAGCCUGUCCUAUAAAAAUAUAUUGUGAUAUAUGGUAUAUUUCUCUGUCUGUAAAACUUAGGCUUUAUUUGAUUUUUCUGCUGCAGUUUGACUCAAAAUUUCAUUCUCCACAAUAUCCAGAUGCCUGUCCUGGGAAAUGUACUCUUUCCCUGAAGUCCUAUUUUUGAUGUUUCACCUUGUGUUCAUGAUUGCGUAUCUUAAGUAUGUGCUCUGCAAGCUCUCUGUAGGUAGCAAAGUUCUGUUUCUGCUGAUAAAGGUAGUCUAGUCAAGUAUUUCCCUGAUAACCACUCAGGACUGUUUAUAUUGUACCUGGAAAGCUGUCAGAUGGCCAUUCAUAUGGCAUAAUUCCCUCUUUGCUUUAUUUAAUCACUGAAUGUACUACAUAAACUUAGGAAGAAAGAUGCUUGCAGUUUGAAUACAGGUACUCUUCUGCAGUGAUCAGUGGCUGCCUCUUGACAUCACAGCAGGAUCCAUACAUCCCAAAUUUUUGGUCCUCACCACGUGGCCCAAGAACCCCUUUGGGGCACAGCAGGUGGGCAGCCUGGGCUGUGGCCAGGGUGCCGGCUGCCCCGGCACUGGGCGCUGCGGCAAAGGGGGAUGCUCUAUCCAGCUCCCGCAGCUCUGCUGCAGCUUACACAAAACUCUUCAAGCAAAUAUUCCUGCUGAAGCGUAUGGGAGGAAAUAGGUUGUGUGUUAGGUAUACAGCAGUAACUCAGACAAGGUGUUUGGUGUCAUCAGAUCUGUUUUGUUCCCAUGGUUGCUGGGCUGCGACCUUAACAGGGAUCUCAAUUUAUAUUCUCAAGGACAUCCACAUCUAUGUCUUUUCAUUGGGAAGAUGCUAUGUUUCUAUUAUUUCUUUUCUGUCUGCUGGUGCAAGAAUUGUUUGUUCCGUUAGGCACGGCAGCUGUUCCAUGCUGCCUGACUGAGGUAUCAAAAAUGAUAAUUUUUCUACUGCUCUGAUUUCUUCUUACCUGAAUAUGGCCUUUCUUUUAUACCCUCCUUGGCUUUUGGUACCAUCUCUCUAAUCUCCUUUCUUAAAAAGUCCACAGACCUCAAAUACUUUUCCACCUAUUUCUUUGCCACUCAUCCCUUCCAUUUGCUUCUCAUAUUGAUCACAGUGGCUAUUUUGCCACAAUCAAUCAGAAAAUGAAAAAUGUUCUUUGUGAAAAGAUUUGACUUUUAGGACUCCUUGACUCUGCUAAACUCCUACUUAUUUAAGGUCUAGAGAGGAUUAACUUUGCAUUAUGAAAUCUAAGAAAUUAAAACACACCCAAGACACCCUGAAUAAUACAAGUUCUUUCUUCUUUGUGGCACAUGCUUCAUAUUUUUCAAAAUAUAAUUUAGUACAACAUUUAAUAUUUUGACUUAAGCAGUAAAAUCUGAAAUCCAUUUUUACAAUUGUUCCUUCGAGAAAGAUUCUAUUAAGAAUAGGGCAGUAUUUUUCAUACUCUAUGUUAAUGCCAUUUCAUUUAAUGCCUAAAAUAAACCUUCGCUUUAUUGCAAAUGUAUUAUACCUUUCAGUACUGUACCUUCUGUUCUGGAGAUGGCAUAUCAGACCAUGGUAAUUAAAGUAGACUUGUUUAUCUGCAAAAUAAAAGCACAAUGUACCAUUUUUGUAAUGCCACUGCCUGAUCUAACAAGGAAAAGUGUUGUUUGUCACAACAGGUUAUUGAUGGGAUAGACAUGAUUCACAAUUUGUUAACAAGGAAGUCUCAAGGAGAAUGUGCUGCUCUGGUACUUUGAGACUGACUUUCAGUCUAUCAUUUAACGAGCAUUGGUAUUGUAACAUGGUGCCUGCUUGUAGAAUAUGUCAGUUUAAACUGGGAGUUAAGCUUCAGAGGGAAGUGUAGUCCUCUACAGCAUUAUUUAAUGGUAUCACAUCCUGGUUUGUCACAGAGUCACUGUAUGGCCCAGAGCAAGUCAUUUAGCUCUGUUUCUCAGUUCCUCCUCUGUGCCCAAAGAAGGAUAACAGUAUUUCUCUAAAUGGUGGGAAUACUGAAAGAACAAAAAAUGCUGAAAGUUGUAAGCUGGUAAAGAUGCACUUUGUAGUCAAUAAGGCAUCUUCUUUACAGAAGGUACAGUUUAAGAGCUGGAAAACCAGGAUGUAGGAGAUGCCCCUAUACUAGGAGGCAUAAGAUACCCUUAACUUCAGGUUUGCAGACAGGUUUUGUGCUUACUGUUUAGCACAUGUGGGACUGGGGCCUGGAGGAAAGAGAACAGAUGGCUAAAAAUGGUGCACGCUGGGGAUUCAGAGAAAGAUAUUAGUCACGUUUUUUCUAAUUGUAUUUAUCUCUCUUUUAGCAGACAUAGGAAACUACACAGAAUUAUUUAAAUAGUAUUUCCCCCUCGGGGACUGGAUGUCACAGGUUCCUGGCUUUUAAAAAUAGAGAUGUCCUGACUUGCCUCAAAUUACUAUGUCAGAAAAAAAGAAAAGAAAAAAAAAGGGGGGAAAUAUGAGCCUUUGGAGAUAGGUGUCAGCUCACUGAAAUCCAACUGAAAGUUUACAGAGACCUAGGUGAAUAUGGUCUGUGUCCUUCACAGCUCAGUGAGAAUCAUCACUUGCCAGCAAGUUUAUUUCACAUUGUAGUACUGUGAGAUCUGGGUGUUCAGAUGUGUGGACAACGUAGAAAAUUUCACAGAAGAUAUCACCUGAUAUAGGAACAAAUGGGAAAAGAAAGAAAAAGAGGGCAAGCAUAGCUACAAAAAAAAAAAAUGUUCUAAUAGAGUACAUAUAUUAAAACAUAGGGGGUUUUGACUUACAUUAGGACACGACAGUCCUGUCCACAAGACAGACCUUUUCUUCUCUGUCAUUUCUCUUUCCUCUGGCAUUGCCUGUGCAACAUCUGAAAUAUGCUCUGAGGAGCUCAAUUCAGGAGGAGCCCACCCUGCCGGAGCACACUACAAGCAGAGCGGCCGGCUGCGUGGGCAGGAGGAAGGGCUGGCAGAGCAAAACUCUGCGCUGGGACCCACCAGGGAGCAGAUGGUUUCUAGGGGUUAUCUCCAACCCGAAGACAGAGGCCUGUGAAUUGCUGGUUCCUCCGGGUCCGUCAGGGACUGCAGGUGACCAGGAGGAAUGAAGAUGCCUCUGCGGCUGGCUGGACUGCAGUGUUUUGUUCUGCAGCAGUAUCCUUCAGUGUCAGACUGUCAGGUGGAAAUUUGCUGGGGGCCCACAGGAUGCAGGACCCAUGGCCUCCUAGUAAACGCACCAAGCAGGCUACUCCCAAAUCAUCAUUCAGGAGGUGACAGAUCUUAAUCUGAAGCUCUGGGUCUAAGACAGCGACUGUCACACAGUUUGUUCCCUGGAAGGCCAGAAGACCUGAGCCAGCCUCUAGGUUCUCGCAGUUUUACAGGCUGCUAAAACUGCAAAUAAUUCAGGGAGUUCUGGAAACACCCUGAUAGAUCAUAUGGCUUUUCCAAAAUAUUUUGGUAUUCUUGGUAGCUUUUAUUUACAUCAAAACCAAUAAGAAUCUGCCUAAAACUUCACCUGUACAGCAGACAAAGGAUGUCGCAAAUUGUUCUUAAGAAUGCCCAUGAUAGCUUUAACCUGCUGGUUCAGUACUGAGAGCGAUGAGCUUGCACCAACACAAGGUUCAGCAGCUGAAGGUUUCUUAUGCAUAUGGAAAGAUGCUGAAUUCCAGACUCCCACUGAAGCUUGCACUAUGCUGCCUAGUAGGAUAAAAACUGGCUUGAUUAUCCUCGCAUCUUUAAAUGUACUGUCAAAAAUAUGAAACAUUGCAGACAGUGCAUGAUGUGGAUUAUAGGCCUUGCAAACCUUAUACAGCAUCUCCUGAAUACUUAGAAAACAUUCCUUUAAUAUAAAUCAUGCUAGAUUCCCUGUGUAGAUUAAUGUUAGGCUUAUCUAUAAAAGAAUAGUGCCACAGGUAUUUUC
Grus americana (Whooping crane) is the source of this 7927-nucleotide messenger RNA. RefSeq names its product steroid sulfatase (gene STS). The record is from RefSeq and is a predicted model, not a curated record. The coding region runs from base 760 to 2595 and encodes 611 amino acids. NCBI's taxonomy places the organism in Eukaryota, Metazoa, Chordata, Aves, Gruiformes, Gruidae. The transcript is spliced from 14 exons. Gene Ontology annotation, molecular function: arylsulfatase activity.